AUGGUGCCUGUCACACUCGCGGCAAGUUUAAGCUAUCAAGUGUUUUCUCAGCCGGGACUCAAGUUCCCCGCCAAUCAAUCACCUUGUGAGGAAGCCAACAAUUCGGGCCUUUGUAAUGCUAGUGAUGCCUCAACUGACAGUACUGUUUCGACCACUGCAGGAAUCCCCAUGGCUUUAGUAGAUCCUCGUCCCUUCGUAUGCUUUUGCUCCGUAUGUCGAGCGCACGCGGAGCUUAAAGGCAGCACGGCGCGCCCCUGUCGCAUUUCCAAUGCGAGUGCCCCAAUCUACAUUGGCACUCAUGAAUACCAGAUUUACAACCAGCGAGAUCCUCCCGAAACCCUGUAUCGUGUCGCCGACGUUUAUGCCAUUUCGCAUGAAUGGGUACUUGUUCAAAGCUGGAAGAACGAUCAGGACUCACUUCAGUCGUUCACACACACCCUGGCAACUGGGUUCGAAGUCAUCGAAGGAAAGAAGACUGCCGAUUCGGUGAGCCUCGGGACCAUCUUCUCAGAAACUGGCAUCUCUACGGGACAUUCAACCAUCGACACGACAUUGAACAACAGAUCCCCAACAACUCAUGACAUCCCAGUUCAAGUCAAUGCAUAUUCAUCCGCUUAUCUCUAUCGCAAGCGCAUCAGAUACCGCAUCAAGGCUCAUUUCAAGCUCGAUGCCAAUGAUUGGAAUCAGUCCCGAACUGUUGGUGCUUGGCGCCAGGGGUCUGUUCCCUUGGUGGGCGAGUACGAAGUCUACGUUAAUACUCGGGACGUCCUUGUCGUCACCGAGUCACUAUCGGGGACAUCUGUCUUGGAGGGACCUGGUCUCAAUGGCCCACCGUCCAGCCCUACCGUUCAGCCAUGGGACCGGUGUACACGCAAAUGUACGAGUUGGCUGCACUGGUGUGGUUUUUAAUUGGUUCAAUGUGAUUCAAAUAUUGUCUUCCGAAUGUUAGCUCGGUGUCAUCUUGUAUACUUGGAUCCGUGGGCUUUUCAUAAUGUCGAGCGUUCAAAACUGGCGUUCCUGAUAACUGGAAGUCACCCGGAUGGAAGCUGCCCAAAGCUUCAUCAAAGCCGGUAGCAUUCAUCGCAUUCUCCGUGCUGAAAUCCGGAGUGGAUUGUAGACAUGAAAGGGGAAGAGGCACAUAUAUUAGCCCCC
Molecule: messenger RNA, 1152 nt
Organism: Cantharellus anzutake
Lineage: Eukaryota; Fungi; Basidiomycota; Agaricomycetes; Cantharellales; Hydnaceae
Exons: 3
Coding region: 1-909 (302 amino acids)
Source: RefSeq, a predicted model, not a curated record